AUGAGAGCUUAAUUGUUAUUUUUGAGUGCUGUUUGCACCGCCUUAGUCUCUGCUGAAUGGACUGGUAAAAUUCUUCCAGAGCUAUAAAGAGCAAUUAAAGGAGAAAAUAAGGCUUAAUCACAAAAUUUGAACUAAAAUGGUGAGCGAAAUUCACCUGCUCUAGUAGAAGAGACUCCCAAAGUUAAAAAUUUCGGUAUUUUCUCAGAUGUGAUGAUCAAUAAUAUUGGUUUUAAUCUUGGUCUAUCAAUGGACUACAGUAUCGGUUAUAAUUUACCUCUCUAUAACGAUAAUUAAUACUUAGUAUGGGAACAAACUGCUAAGACUUUAUUUGGGGGCAGAAGCUAUCUUACUAUUGGAUUCUUCCUUUUCAAAAUCACUCUAUUCGCAGAUGUUAUUGGAGGCAAGGCAUCUGUAAAUUUCAGAGAAAAACUAGACACAAUUGCAUUUAAUGAAAUGUGUUAUAGCACUGACUACCUUGUUGAAACCUUAAAAGUUGUUGUUACAGGAAACUUAGAUGUUAAUGAAUGCUCCUUCGGAUUACUCGGAAUCUUAUUGCCAGGAGUUUUUGCAGAUUGUUAGUGGAAGAAUUACUAUGUUGAUUAUCCUCUCUAUACUUAUAACCCACUAAACAAAUUCUGGUAGGGAACAUUGGUCCCCGAAACAUGCACCAACGCUUGA
Stylonychia lemnae is the source of this 678-nucleotide messenger RNA. The record is from the annotation of a GenBank genome assembly. Lineage: Eukaryota; Ciliophora; Spirotrichea; Sporadotrichida; Oxytrichidae.